Penaeus vannamei (Pacific white shrimp) is the source of this 2492-nucleotide messenger RNA. NCBI's taxonomy places the organism in Eukaryota, Metazoa, Arthropoda, Malacostraca, Decapoda, Penaeidae. The record is from RefSeq and is a predicted model, not a curated record.
GACCUCUCGGACGUCGCAACGUGGGCUCGGAGGACACCGAAAUACAAAAUUCUAAUUCUUGGCUUCAAAAACUUAAGUAACCAUGAAGAUGAAACGCCCAUAUUUUCAAGAAAAAUCAUUAAUGCCCAGAGUUAUUAAGUAUAUGGAAGAAAAUGACAAUUACACUGUUAUGGAUAUGACAGACUACCUGAUAAAAACAUACCGUGAAUUUAGAGGAAAAAGCAGAAUGACUUUCAUGAAGAGUGUGGACAAAGCCUAUCAGUGGCAGAAACAACGGCUGAAAGAGAAACAAGAAGAUAGCAUAUCUGAAGACAUAGACGACAGUGAUGGUGGAGGCCCUGACAUUAUUGAGGUUGAAACACCAAAGCAGGAAAUAAAACCCUUUAUAAAAAGGCAGCGCAAGAAGCACCAAGUACCCUCAUCAACAAGUACUCCCAUGUCCGAACCAAAAAUGAGGGAUGACUUCUUUGUGAUUGACACUACAGGUGGUGAUAUUUCUCUAAAUGGCAUCAGAACCCCAGAGUUGCCAAAAAGUGUCAAGAUGAAAAGGAAAAAGGAGAAAGACAUUGAUAUAGAUGGAAAGAAAAGAAAAAAGAGACACCAAUUGCAGCCUGAAACACCAGAAAUCACUUUUGGGGGUAUGGCUGGCCUAGAAUCACUGAAAGAUCAAAUUUGUGACUUGCUUGCAAAUCUUCGAUGGCCUGGAAUUUUACAGCCUCUCCAGAAGUCAGUGCUCAUCACUGGCCCGACAGGAAGUGGAAAAACUACCUUUGUGCAGGCACUGGCUGGGACUGCUGAGGUUUCACUAUUGCGCAUCACAGCAACUGAAUUAAUUGGUGGAGUCUCAGGAGAGAGUGAGGAGAAGAUCACUGAGGUGUUUGAGCAAGCAGCCUCACUUGCGCCAUGUGUGCUUUUGAUAGAGAAGAUUGAAGUUGUUGCUCCAAAGUUGAUGUCAGCAAAGAGCAUGGAGAAAAGAAUUGGGGCCCAGCUUUCUUCAUGCCUCAACAAUCUCAAAGUCAGGCACAAAGAUACAAAACUGCUGGUGCUAGCUGAAACAAGUUAUCCAGAAACCCUGGACUUGGAUCUCCGUAGCAGUUUUGACUCUGAGAUAUUCAUGAACAUUCCAACAGAGCCAGCCCGAGUGAAAAUAUUGCAGGUGAUGUGCAAUGGAAUAUCUUUUGAAGGGAACUUUGAAGAAAUAGCCCUCAGAACUCCUGGAUAUGUUGCUGGAGAUCUGAAGAAGUUGGUUGAGAAGUCUCAGGGAUUGGCAUGGAAGAGGAGAAAGGAUUGCCUUUAUGGAAAGACAGGAGGUGAAACCUUAAUGGAAGAAGUGAAUAGUUUUCUCAAACAGUUUGGAGAAAUGUGUGAAUCAGAGGCUCCAGAUUCCAUGGUAACAGUCAAUAUGGAAGACUUUUUGGAAGCGCUAUUGCACAUAAUACCAGCAUUGAAAAGAGAAGGAUUUCCUACCGUACCAGACGUCACAUGGCAAGAUAUUGGAGGAUUGGAAGAUAUAAAAAAGGAAUUAAGGGAGAAGAUAUUGGAACCUAUCAAAUAUGCAAAGCUUCAUGAGGAGUUUGGUGCGAGUCGACCCAAUGGAAUAUUGAUGUGGGGGCCUCCAGGAUGUGGCAAAACCCUUCUAGCCAAAGCAGUGGCAAAUGAAGCAGGAAUCAAUCUUUUGCCAGUGAUGGGACCUGAACUCCUUAAUAUGUAUCAAGGUGAGAGUGAACGGGCAGUGCGAGAGGUCUUCACACGAGCACGCAAUGUAGCUCCAUGUGUGAUUUUCUUUGAUGAAUUUGACUCUCUGUGCCCUGUCAGAAGCAAAGGAGCUGAGAGUGGAAGUAAAACAACAAUUGUAAAUACACUGCUGACAGAGAUGAAUGGCUUCUCAAAAAGAGAAGAUGUGUAUGUUAUUGCAGCAACAAACAGACCGGACAUCCUGGACCCUGCCGUGACUCGACCAGGGAGAUUUGAUACUCUGCUUUAUGUUGAUGUCCCUGAUCAUGAGGGAAGGGUUUCUAUCUUUCAGGCAAGAACUAAGAAUGGAACUUGUCCUCAGUGUGCCCCAGAUGUUGACUUUGCAGAAAUUUCUCUUCAGUGCAACAAUUUCUCAGGAGCUGAUUGUGACCAGCUGGUGUAUCUAGCUAGCAAAGAGGCCAUCAGGGAAGUUAUUCAUGGCUCCCAAGACAUCUCUUCUGCUGACAAUAGUGAUAAAGAGCCCAAGACACGUUUGGUUGCAAAGCGGCAUUUCUCUGCUGCCUUAAAGAAGAUUAAGCCGUCCAUUAAACCUGAGGAACAAAAGCGUUACAAGAAACUUAAUCUGAAGAUGGGAGCAGUUCCUUUACAAGAGUCUGCAGGAGGAACCAGUCAAGAUGCAAGUUUUAUUGAUGCAGAUAAAGAGUCUCAGCCAAUGGAUAUAUGAGAUAAAGAGUGAAAUUAAUAUUGCUAUUAUUGUAAUUUCUGUCUGGAAAACCCUUAACACACGAAAGCUUAAU